This is a messenger RNA of Triplophysa dalaica, 6878 nucleotides long. RefSeq names its product G protein pathway suppressor 2-like. Lineage: Eukaryota; Metazoa; Chordata; Actinopteri; Cypriniformes; Nemacheilidae. The record is from RefSeq and is a predicted model, not a curated record. The coding region runs from base 4336 to 4920 and encodes 194 amino acids. Gene Ontology annotation, molecular function: transcription coregulator activity. The transcript is spliced from 9 exons. Gene Ontology annotation, cellular component: transcription regulator complex. Gene Ontology annotation, biological process: regulation of transcription by RNA polymerase II.
GUUUACUUUUGGAGCCAGUUUUUUUAAAGCAACAUCGGAUUGGAUCAAUCUGAUCCGGAUAGGAACUUUUCAGGAUCACCAAAUCUGGAAACCAGUGUUCAAAGAGGAUAGGAAAUCACAAUGUAGAACUAAAGAUAUGUAAGAGAGCAACAAGUAGAACAGCCAGUGUAAGGUCAAUAUAAGUUUAUUUUUAUUUGAAAUGAAAACACACACAUUUAAAAAAAAACUAAAAACAGGAAAAACCCCACCUCAUCCUCUUCCAGCAGUCUGCUCAUCUGAGACCUAUAACACAAACAAUUGAGCGUUUAAAUUGAGUUCUGAGAGCGGAACCACAGAAAGCAUGCAACAUAACCCUUGCCUGUAAUGUCCUGCUCAACAUUGCUACUAAGCACAAUGUCCCUCUCUGUGCUGACAAUGAUGCACCUGAGGAGACCCUAACCAACCUCCUGCAUUCUGCCAGAACGAGCAAACAGGACGUUCAACAAGGGACGAAGUAAACACUAUUUCUGAUUUCGAUUUGUUUUGGAUUUCAAAAAUCAGUGAUUGCUAUUCUUUGCAUUUUUUUGGUUAUUCUGUAAUCAUUGCAUGCAUCACUAAUACAUAUUCUAAAAACAAAAUUUGAUUGUGCUGAAUAUAUAUAUCAAUUAGUGACAGAAUAAAAUGUAUUGUUUUUGGUCAAUUUUGACAGCUGUUUGGAGGAUUAUUUUAUGAGGCCAAACUCUUUCUACUUUGCUGUAGGCCUAUACUGAAAGGCUGAAUACGUUAAAGCCUACCUAAUCACUGCAGCCUGAUGGAUGAACAAAUAAAAUGAAAACCUUAUGAAUAAAUAGGAUAUCUUGUAAAUACUGCAUGAUCCAAAUAUAAACUCAGCAAAAAAAGAAACGUCCUCUGACUUUCAACUGUUUGUACUUUCAGUAAACUUAAUGUGUAAAUAUUUGUAUGAACAGUAAAAGAGUCAACACCAUAAGACAUAAACUAAAAAUGUUUCACAGACACUUUUGACUAAUAGAAAUAGAAUAAUGUGUCCCUGAAUGAAGGUAGGCUCAAAAUCAAAAGUACCAGUCAGUAUCUGGUGUGGCCACCAGCUGCUUGAAGUACUGCAGUGCAUCUCCUGCUCAUGGACUGGACCAGAUUUGUCAGUUCUUGCUGUGAGAUGUUACCCCACUCUUCGACCAAGGCACUUGCAAGUUCCUGGACAUUUCUGGGGGGAAUGGCCCUAGCCCUCACCCACGAUCCAACAGGUCCCAGACGUGCUCAAUGGGAUUGAGAUCCGGGCUCUUCGCUGGCCAUGGCAGAACACUUACAUUGCUGUCAUGCAGAAACUCACGCACAGAACGAGCAGUAUGGCUGGUGGCAUUGUCCUGCUGGAGGAUCAUGUCCGGAUGAGCAUGCAUAAAGGGUACCACAUGAGGGAGGAGGAUGUCUUCCCUGUACCGCAAGGCAUUGAGAUUCCCUGCAAUGACACAAGCUCAGUCCGAUGGUGAUGUGAUAUACCGCCCCAGACCAUGACGGACCCCCCACCUCCAAAUCGAUCCCGCUCCAGGGUACAGGCCUCGGUGUAACGCUCAUUCCUUCAACGAUAAACACGAAUCCGUCCAUCACCCCUGGUGAGACAAAACCGUGACUCAGCAGUGAAGAGCACUUUUUGCCACUCCUGUCUGGUCCAGCGAAGUUGGGUUUGUGCCCAUAGGCGGCGUUGUUGCUGGUAAUGUCUGGUAAGGACCUGGCUUACAACAGGCCUACAAGCCCUCAGUCCAGCCUCUCUCAGCCUAUUGCGGACAGUCUGAGCACUGAUGGAGGGAUUGUGUGUUCCUGUUGUGACGCGGGCAGUUGUUGUGGCUAUCCUGUACCUGUCACGAAGGUGUGAUAUUCGGAUGUACCGAUCCUGUGCAGGUGUUGUUACACAUGGUCUUCCACUGCGAGGAUGAUCAGCUGUCCUUCCUGUCUCCCUGUAGCGCUGUCUUAGGCGUCUCACAGUGCCGACAUGGAAAUGUAUUGCCCUAGCCACAUCAGCAGUCCUCAUGCCUCCCUGCAGCAUGCAAAUGCACGUUCACGCAGAUGAGCAGGGACCCUGGGCAUCUUUCUUUGGGUGUUUUUCACAGUCGGUAGACAAGUCUCUUUAGUGCCCUGCGUUUUUAGAACUGUGACCUUAAAUGCCUACUCUCUGUAAACUGUUAAGGUCUUAACGACCAUUCCACAGGUGCAUGUUAAUUAGUUGAUUAUGGUUAAUUGAACAUGCAUGGAAAACAUUGUUUAAACCCUUUACAUUGAAGAUCUGUAAAGUUAUUUGGAUUUUUACAACAUUAUUGUUGAAAUACACAGUCUUGAAAAAGGGACGUUUCUUUUUUUGCUGAGUUUAGUAUUAUUUGAAGUUUUCAUAACAUUUUGGGCAUUGAAUCCAUGCUGAAUCCACCCUUCUGAUGGGAUCAGUUUAAUCCAGAUUUUUUGGAUCAAAGUGAUCCAAAUCCUACAAAAAAGUUCUGAAAAACCCAAACUAAAGAUUUGAUCCGGAUCAAAACCAAGAUUGGAUUACGAUUAUGUAAUCCGUUUUUUCUUUUGAAAAACACAUUUUCAAGAUUUGAUCCAAUCUGUUAUCCAAAAUCCUAGUGGAUUACUUUUGAAACCACAAUUUUGCGUUGUUAACUCAAUGCUCUACCACCGAGCUACAGGAAACAUAAGGUGGUUAUUAACAUCUGCAAAUGUAAAUCCUUGUUAGUUUGUCCUGUACUAGUGCAGCACACAAAUUAAUUUAACCCUUCCUCAGAUUAUGUACAGAUGCAAAGUAUACAAUAAAAACCUAUGCAUUUCUGUUUCGUAUAAAAAUGCUCGUAUGCCUUUUAGUCCCAUAAAUCAAACACUUGAUGUUUGUUUUCGCUUUUCUUUAACCAAUGCCGUCUAUGGUAAACCAAGCAACUGGCUGUCACCAAUAGUAUUCUUCAUAAACGUUGCAUGAAAGCGUUAAUUUGUGUCACGGUUUAUUUAAUCCUGGAUUUGUGGAUCGCUUGGAUGCGCCGGCAAACAUGACGUCAUCGCGGUGUUGGCGGAAGUUCACAUUGAGUGCUCCCGACCUCAUUUCGCAUAGCGGUGUGCCAUCUUUUCUGUAACUGCGCGCGCGGCAACGUAUCUGAAAACGGACGAGGCGGAUACGAGUCUUGCCAAUUAUGCACGUCUGUACAUGAACAAUGCAGACUCUUUAUCUAAUACGUUUUAAAUAACAUAUGUGAAGUUGUAUGUAAGUCCAUAGUUUUAAUAGAAACAUAACAUAAAUAAUGUUCCUGUAGUGAGACGAUAGUAAACUUGUGGUCGCUAUAAUUUACACUAUACAUACAAAACACUUAUUUUCCACGUUAAAAUACGUGCUGGUAAGUAUACCCGACUGCUCCGAGUCGCCUUCCGUCGUUUCAAAGAAUAGCAAAACGGUUUUCGCGUCAAAUUUCUCCUCGUCCGUUUGCGGAGGUGCGCAUGCAGUUAGAGGAGGCUCUCGGAUCGGAGCUAGACGAAUGUAUAAAUCCCGUUUAUCUCUCGGGCAGUAAGGAGAGUGCGAAUAAAGCUUUCCAGCAUCAUUUUCCGACUAUUCCACAAGACGAAUGAACCGGAAACGAAAACUUCCAUAUAGCUAUUACACCGGAAGUGUAUCAAGAAAACAGUCCCGUUCUGAAGAAUCUUAAGCGCUCGUAAACAAUGUUUAGUGCGUUUCAUCAAAUACACCCAGCUUUAAGUUUCUGAGAAACACAGGGAAACAUUGCGGACAAAGGCGAAAGUAAGCUUAUUCAUUUGUGGUGUCAAGUUAGAUGAUGGGUGUUUUCCUACGAAACUACGCCUCUGUGUUUUCUUAAAAAGCAAAGCGAGUUGAAUUAAAUGUGAAUGUGUGUCCUUAGCUCGCUCCUCUGCUGUACGGCACGAUGCCAGCCUUACUGGAAAGACCAAAGCUGUCAAGUGCGAUGGUCAGAGCCCUCCAUAAGCACAUAAUGAAAGAGAGAAUGAGAGGGAGAGAGAAAGACAGGCAGAAAGACAAGUUAUCUAGGUCGAUCUCACGAACCGAUGUCAAUUUGAUGACGACACCGCGUGAUGAAGUCCAGAAUGCGUGAGGACGUUAAUGAAUUAUGUCAUCGCCUGUGUGGUCCUAUUACGUAAGAGACCGGAGGAAAGGGAGCAUGUUUCGCAUUCAUCACUCAUAAUAAACGUCUUGCCCAUUCAGGAAAACCCACGCGGGAUCAGUGGAGACCCGUGGUGCAGACACAGCAGUCCAUUAAGUCUCAAUAGAGCUGGAACUCUUUUAGGAGAACGUGGUGAACAGUUGUUAAAGACUCCUCUGAUGCCUAAGAAGUGGAUAAAAUGAUGGAACAGAAAUUGAAAGAAGAGGAUGAAAGAAAACUAACUAAAGAAAUGGUGGAACAAAUGUCAUUGGAGGAGACCAAAGAACAGGUUCGAAAAAUGGAUGAAAAAUUGCUAAUAUUGCAAGAGGAGAAACAUCAACUCUUCUUACAGCUUAAAAAUGUCCUUCUUGAGGAGGAUAGAAGGCGAAGAGAGGAGCAAGACGAUAUUUCUACACUGUCAUCAACAAACUACCAGUCCAGCAAACAUCAACACUCAGGACAGCAUCUACUCCGUAUACAUGGCAGUCCAUUGAGUCACAACAGAACUCUUUUAGGAGAACGUGGUAAACAGCUGUUCCAGACUCCUCUGAUGCCUGGCUACCCCUUCCACAACCAGCCAGGUUUUCCUUCUGGUUCCUCAGAGCAUGGCCAAUUUUCAGGAAGCACUGCAGUCCAUGAGCCAUAUGCAGUUACUCAGGCUCCGCACCAUUCCUCUUACGGGGCUGGUGCUUCUGUGCCCAUCAGCUUUGCAGGCACCCCCCAGAUCAUAGGUCCAGAUGGAACGAAGAAAAUGUCCGGAUCCGGCCCACGGUCCGCCAAUUGAAGAUGACUGAGCGACAGGAACACUUUGGUGGUCAUUUGCAUUGUUUUUAAUCAAGCAUUUCUAAACUUAACCAUUUCAUUACUACUUUAUUAUUUGAACCUUCACUACUUAAAAAGAUUUGGUGAGGAUAACGGUUUGACACAGCUUAUUUCUGAGGCUAUAACUUCAUAAGAAUUGGCUUUAUCAUUAAUAAGUAAUUAAUGUCCAAUGCAAAAGACAAUUGUGGACUUUAAACAAUAAAAAAUAGUUUACAGGUUCCCAAUCUAAAUAUUAAUUUGUUUAAGGGAUGGGAAUCCUUCUCGGUUAUGUGUAUCUGAAAGUUUUUAAGCUAUUGAGCGACUACAGAAAUGUACAGUUUGCUGUUGUUGGCUUUGUGAUUUUUACAGUUAUACGUUGUUUUUAGUUGUCUUUGAAUAGUAUUCUUUUCUUGGUGUCUGCCAAAAAGAGGCCGAAACCCAUCACAAACUGAAACAAAGUUGUGAUUUAUAUGUGCUCUUUUUUUAAAAGGGUCAUAUGACCCCUUAAAUAUUGAGUUGGGUUGCCUUGCUAGAAUACAAAUUAGUAUUAUUUUUUUAAUCACAGUCUUUGAAAGAACAAAACCGUAACAUUACUGUAACAAUUAAUUGAAAAGGACACAGAAGGGAUGAUAACGAUUCCUUCAAAAUUUCAGCCAGCCCCCAAAUUUAAAGACAGAAGCCUAGCGUUCAUUUGUCUUUCAACCUUGAUCGCCAAGCAUCAAUCAAGCCACCUUAUGCCACUUCAGGCCAGGGCAUUAUAGGUAGAAAAUUAAAGUAAAAAGAUCUAAGGCUUAUGGCACAUUCUUCAAACUCUCACAAUAUAUCUGGAAAGCAAAUACUUCUGACAAUUUAAUAAAAUGGUGACUUCCUCGUAACAACAUUGUGAUUCUCCUCGUCUUUUUGGGGAAGCAGUAGGGGCUCUGCCUUCAUGUAUCCUUAUGUACACACCUGCUUGUGUGAUAUUGUCACUUGUCUUAGGGUUUUUUACAUUAAGGUACUGAAGAGGAAAGAGAAGGUACACAGAACACUUGGUUCUGGAGUGAAGAGACAAAACUGCAUCCUAUUACUCAUGUUACGGCCUUUGUGUCUGUCCUUCACAGGAAACUUGCAGUAUGUUAUUACUUCUCCUUUGCCCAAAAUUGCUUAUAAAUAAAAUGAACCACAAAACAGCCCUCUUAUAACUAUUUACUAUUUACUAGUAGUAAUUUACUACUAUAGUAAAUUACUAUUUACUAUUGAAUACGGAUCGCAAAUGGGGGAGGGGUUGUACGCAUUUUUUCUAGUUGUAAAAUAAAAAAGGUGGAAAAAGCUUUGCCAAUCAGACUUUAAUUAAAAAUUCCCCCAAACACCGAAAAUGUUCUCCCCACCCUGACUGUUCAUCUCGAUCUCUUUGUUUAGAACAAUUUUCAAUUGUUAAAUGGUAUUACCUAAUUAUUUAACCCAUAGAUGGGUUUCAAAGUACAGAAGGAGAUAAAACAGAAAUCAAAAAGGUUGAUGGCAUUGCUGAGGUCUUAUUCUCAUUUAUCCCGGUCCAGUGCAUCUUGUCAAACCCUGAGAGAAGGAAGAGAAGUACAGGGGUGAGGUAUGGGAAAAUAAAGAACAAGUUCAAUGACACAAAGAAGUAGGAAAAAGAUGAAGAAACACAGUAAAAAAAACAAUUUUGUGGUUGCCAAAUAAAUUAAACAUAACAAACAAAGGGUUUAAUUUAAAUGUCAAUGGGAUGUCAACUACAUUUAUAUAAAAGAACAAACAACGAAAGUAAUAUAUACGAAAAAGAGUGAAAUCUUCCAGAAAUUAAAUGUAUUUUUUCCAUUUUUCUUUGUUCAUUUGAGUGAUAAAUGUGCACAGUAAGAUAAGUACACUUUUACUCUAUUAAAGAACAGCAGAUACAUUGUAGGCACUACGACAGAAUUGAAAACGCUGUAUAUGAUUUCUUAAUUU